GAAUGAGGAUGGCAGCUGUGCAUUGGACAGUGCCGCCGCGAUUGGCUGCGCAGCACCAGCCCGGCAAGCCCUCUUGAUCUCCUGGUAGUCUGGGAUGGCGCCACCGGCUGUGGAGUCGCAUUGGACGCCGCUGCUCGUAGCCUCCGUGUUACAGGGACGAUUUCGCGUGUCGACCAAGCUCAUCCAUGGAGGUGUGAGAUAUCUCGAGAAGUACGCACUGGACGAGCGAGCGCAGCUCAUCCAGAAUGCUCCACACCUCCGUCGAGUCCUUCGAGUUCUUCCCGACGGUUGCAAAGACAGCGGGCGAUGGAAAGAUGCUCAAAGGCACGGUGGUCUACUACGAUGGCCAAAUGGACGAUGCUCGCGUCAACGUUUCUCUGGCUUGCACGACGGCGCUGGCGGGAGCAGCGGUGCUCAACCACGCCGAGGCAACCGCGAUCAUCAAGGAUGAAUCCACUGGCCAAGUUGUGGGUGCUCGAGUCCGGGAUAAACUUAGUGGCACGGAAUUUGACGUCCAUGCAAAGGUCGUGGUGAAUGCCGGGGGACCUUUUGUGGACGAGCUGAGAAGAUUUGCGGACAAGGAGUCCAAGCCGAUGAUCGCUCCCAGCAGUGGCGUUCACGUCGUUCUUCCCGACUACUACUCGCCCGAGUCUAUGGGGCUCAUUGUUCCCAAGACGAAAGAUGGCCGGGUGGUGUUUAUGCUGCCAUGGCUGGGAAGAACGGUGGCUGGCACCACUGAUUCUAUUUCCCCUAUCACCAUGCUUCCGGAGCUGAAGGAAGAGGAGAUCCAGUUCAUCUUGGACGCCAUCAGUGACUACGUUUGUGUCAAGGUCCGCCGCUCUGAUAUUAUGUCCGCGUGGGGCGGCAUUAGGCCGAUCCGUCCGCGAAUGGAGACACGUCAAGCAUCUCCAGAGAUCACGUAAGCUGCGUGGAGCCUCACGGCAUGGUGACAAUCACCGGUG
Messenger RNA from Selaginella moellendorffii, 962 nucleotides. RefSeq names its product glycerol-3-phosphate dehydrogenase SDP6, mitochondrial. Gene Ontology annotation, biological process: glycerol-3-phosphate metabolic process. The transcript has 3 exons. The record is from RefSeq and is a predicted model, not a curated record. The coding region runs from base 246 to 923 and encodes 225 amino acids. Gene Ontology annotation, molecular function: glycerol-3-phosphate dehydrogenase (quinone) activity. Lineage: Eukaryota; Viridiplantae; Streptophyta; Lycopodiopsida; Selaginellales; Selaginellaceae. Gene Ontology annotation, cellular component: mitochondrion; glycerol-3-phosphate dehydrogenase (FAD) complex.